AUGCUGGAGAAAGACUUUUCACGGAGCAACUUGUCGUUGGAAGCCAAUCUAAAAAGUGUAAUUGGCAACGGAAUAUCUACUCAGUUCUGGGUUGACUUCUGGAUCGGUACCGGACCGCUUAAAGAUUGUUUUAAAGACCUGUUUAGGCUGGCAAACAACAAAAAUGCAACAGUAAGUGAGUAUUUUCAGCAGGGCAGCCCGGGUCAGUGGGUUUUGCAGUGGGUUCGCGAGCCUGUAACGGCUCAGGAGCUGCAGCAAGUUUGCGACCUGCAACAACUUUUGUCGGGGGUUAUGUGCACUAAUAAAAAGGACGGUUGGGUGUGGAAAGGGGCCGAGGACACUCCUCUUUCAGUGGCUUUUGUUCGGACAAAAAUUCAAGCUGUGGACUACCAAAAUGAGGUCGAAUGGCCUCUUUGGAACAAAUGGAUAUCCCCUAAAAUUAAUAUAUUUUGUUGGAGAGCGUCAAUGAACCGUAUCGCUUCAAAAGAAAGUCUUACGCAUAGGGGUAUCUUGGUAGGGGAUACUCUCUGUCCUAGAUGCGGCAUGUGCGAAGAGUCCACUAUCCAUCUUCUUUGGGAUUGUUUUUUUGCUAAGUCAGUUUGGUGGGAGAUAUUCAUAUGGUUAAAGAUUCCCUUUCCGGUUCAAGUUUCUUCGUUUCAACAAAUUCUUGGCGUGGCUUUGGGGAUGAAUGGGUCGAAUCGCUGGAAAAAAUUAAUAGGGGCAAUUAUGCAAGUGGCAGCUUGGGAGAUAUGGAAAGCGAGAAACGAGAAGAUCUUCAAGGAACGGAAUGUUCAUUUUAUUCGAACGGCCGACGUCAUUAAAGAAGAGUCCUUUCUUUUGGUGUCUAGUAGAUCGAAUUUAUGUAAUCUCGUAUGGGAUAGGUGGAAAGAGUUUAACAUUCGUGAUGUAAUGUUGUAA
This is a messenger RNA of Helianthus annuus (common sunflower), 918 nucleotides long. RefSeq lists its product as uncharacterized. The transcript has a single exon. Bases 1 to 918 code for a protein of 305 amino acids. NCBI's taxonomy places the organism in Eukaryota, Viridiplantae, Streptophyta, Magnoliopsida, Asterales, Asteraceae. The record is from RefSeq and is a predicted model, not a curated record.